This is a messenger RNA of Funneliformis mosseae, 938 nucleotides long. Lineage: Eukaryota; Fungi; Glomeromycota; Glomeromycetes; Glomerales; Glomeraceae. The record is from the annotation of a GenBank genome assembly.
GUUUUAAAUGUCUUCGAAAGAAAUCGGGAAUAGACGUUGGUGGUACAAAGUUCGCAUGCGUUGCCACCACAACAGUUUCUCUAAUAGAUUCAUCAUUUUUCAAAAAACCUACCAUUUCAACUUUAGCCCUUGAUGAUCAUGGAUACAAAGUAUUGACCGGACCAUUAUUUUCGGUGGAUUCAUUUGAUAAAAAUUAUAAAAUCGUAUCAAUCGGGGUUGCGAUUUGUGGUUUAAGUGAUAAAGAAGGCACCGUCACAUUAUGCGAAAUCGGUAUCCUUCAAGGAUGGAACCCCGUGAAACAUUUAAAAGAGAAGUUUGGUCAAGAUGUUAGGGUUCUCACUUUUACGGAUAGUGUUGCUGAAUUGGAACAUGCUAGAAGAGAAUGGCCGGAUGUAAAAGAUAUGUCUAUCAUUGUUGCGGGUACUGGAAUCGGAACAGCCUUUUUGUGCAAUGGACAAAUUGUUAGAGGUCAUCUAAAUGCGACAGGAAAUCUUGGUAUCGCUCCAAUGUUUCUCCCACAAGAUUACGCUAAAUAUGUAAAAAACUACAUCACCCCGAUGGGUUCGACACUUUCACCACCAACGAUGAUGCUUGAUCAAUUAGCAGGUGAUAAAGCAUUAAUUCAAGUCCUUUCAAGCUCUUCAGAUAAUGAUGCUGAAAUCGAUCAAAAACUUGUCAAAGUCAUAUUGGAUUGGGCUACAGUGUUUGGGAUCGCUGUGGCUAAUAUCCUUUGUACUUUUAAUCCAAAAGUGUUAGUAAUCGCCAGAGGCGUUUUAAACUUCCCUUUUUAUGUUGAUAGAGUCAUGGAAAUUGGUCAAGAAUAUGCUGGCGUCAUUGUUCCUGAAAUUUGGAGUGAAACUUUGGUGGUUAGAAGUUAUUGGAGUAGUGAUUUGGUUGUCAGGGGUGCUUUAGCGGCUGCUUAUGAUGAAGGAAAGUAA